Molecule: messenger RNA, 2018 nt
Organism: Danio rerio (zebrafish)
Lineage: Eukaryota; Metazoa; Chordata; Actinopteri; Cypriniformes; Danionidae
Source: RefSeq, a predicted model, not a curated record
UAAGCACUAGGCAAGGUGAGGACGGAAAUCACACCCAUCUAUGUAGGUGAGGAAAGAGCCUGAAAAGGAGGGGCCAUCUGUCAGUCAUGUGCAUUGAUGCAUUAAGUUGACAAGGUGAAGUUUCAUCAGUGUGGCGGAUUCAGCUUUGCUUUAGCAGUCUUUCUCUCUUCAUUCUCUGACAAGGCAGAGUGAAAUCCCGUUUUAAAAAUGGAUAAGUUUCGGAUUAUGGUCCAGUUUCUGCAAGCCAACCAAGAGUCCUUCAUGAAUGGCAUCUGUGGCAUCAUGGCUCUGGCAAGUGCUCAGAUGUAUUCCUCAUUUGAGUUUACAUGCCCUUGCCUUCCAGACUACAAUUAUGCCUAUGGCAUCGGCAUUCUCAUCGUUCCGCCAAUAUGGUUCUUCUUACUUGGAUAUGUAAUGAACAAUAACAUAUCAGUGUUAACCGAAGAAUGGAAGAGACCCGUUGGAAAGCGCAGCAAAGAUCCGGCGGUAUUGCGCUAUAUGUUCAGCUCCAUGACGCAGCGCGCUCUCAUCGCUCCGGCUGUAUGGAUAGCCGUGACUUUAAUGGACGGCAAGAGCUUUUUGUGCGCCUUCAGUCCCACGGCGGAUUUAUCCGAGUUUGUCAACGAGAGCUAUCAAAGCUUAUCACAAAAAGAGCUUCUGAAAAUUCAAGCAAAGAUUCCGUGUAAAGACAUAUUUGAAGAGCAUGAGAUUAUUUCCAGAGAAGCGGCCACUAGGUAUAUUCGCUGUUUGUCACAGGCAUGCGGAUGGACCUUUUUGAUGGUUAUAACUCUCGUAGCCUUCUUGGUAAGGGCAAUAAGACCUUGUUUUACCCAAGCUGCUUUUCUAAAAACCAAAUACUGGUCGCAUUACAUUGACACAGAGCGCAAACUAUUUGACGAAACGUGCAAAGAGCACGCCAAGAGUUUCGCCAAAGUCUGCAUACAGCAAUACUUUGAGAGCAUCAGUGGAGAAAUUGUUUCACAGCUUCCACAGUCCCCUGCAAAGAAAGGGAAAGGUAAUAAAGAUGAGGAUGGAGAAAAACAGAAGAGUGAUGAGGAGAGGCUUCUAGGAAUCCGAAAAGAAGGCGACAUGAACAAAGUGCUCUGGAACUGGCAUACAUGUAAACCUCCGCUACUGCUGAGUAAACGCACUGAAGAAAUGAAUGGACAUGCACACUUAGAUACCCACAGCCUCACUGAUGAGCGCCAUACCAAAAAAAAAGCUGUGGUGUACUAUUCCAAAGUCUGACCUGAUGGUGGUAUUUUAAAAACUGAAUGAGGCGCUUCACUGUGAAGAUAGUUCUUUCUGCUAUUGUAUUUAUUGCAUGUCCUUUCAUGUGACUCAACCGUUCAUUUGAUCUAUUGUAAACAUAUUGUUUAUUUCCAUAAAGAGAGCAUAAAUAAUAGGAUAAAACAAGAUUAGUAACUCAACUAAGGUGUGACCAAAGUUAUAAUAAUAAUGAUACAAUGAUUAUGAUGAUCUUGCUGCUGAUAUGAUGAGUAUACCACUUUUUAUUUCUCGUUUGCAACAAAAUGAAUCGAACUAAAUUUAAGUUGGCGGUUCAUUCCACUGUGGCGACCCCUGAUGAAUAAAGGGACUAAGUCGAAGAAAAAAUGAAUAAAUAAAAUUUAAUUUAUAGGUAAAUUUCAAUAAACAUAAGUUUGAAAUAAGGAAAAGUUUGUUCAUCCAAUGUCAGUCAUAACUCAAAAACCUAUUAAAGAUUGCGGAUAUCAUUUGGAAGUUGAUUUGGAACUCAAGUGUUGUUUUUAAAAAUUAAAGUAAUUCACUGUCUUGACUGUUCAUGAGUUACCUUCAUGUUUAGUUGAGUUUACUUAUGCUUUUUAGGCAGUAGAACAUUAAUUUUAAGGUUUAACCAAGCUCCUUCAUUUAAAAAAAUCUAAGUUAAAUUCUAGAAAGAGAUGGGUAUUCAGUCAUAAAUUUAAAAAUUAUGAGCGCACACUAAUACUUAUUAUAAAUGCUGCAAUUUUAAUAAAAGAGACCAUUUUAUUUCAAUGUGA